Molecule: messenger RNA, 1749 nt
Organism: Penicillium paradoxum
Lineage: Eukaryota; Fungi; Ascomycota; Eurotiomycetes; Eurotiales; Aspergillaceae
Product: putative CTP synthase
Exons: 6
Coding region: 1-1749 (582 amino acids)
Biological process (GO): CTP biosynthetic process; pyrimidine nucleobase biosynthetic process
Cellular component (GO): cytoplasm; cytoophidium
Molecular function (GO): identical protein binding; CTP synthase activity
Source: RefSeq, a predicted model, not a curated record
AUGAAGUACGUCGUUGUUUCUGGAGGUGUCAUCAGUGGCAUCGGGAAGGGCGUAAUUGCCUCGAGUACCGGUUUGCUGCUGAAGACUCAGGGUGCCCGAGUCACCUCGAUCAAGAUCGACCCUUAUAUGAAUGUCGAUGCGGGAACUAUGGCUCCCACCGAGCACGGAGAGGUGUUCGUGUUGAACGACGGUGGUGAAGCGGAUCUCGAUCUCGGUAACUACGAGCGGUACCUUGGAGUUACCCUGGGAAGAGAUAACAACAUCACAACCGGAAAGGUCUACAAGCAUGUGAUCGAGAAGGAGCGCCGCGGUGAUUACCUUGGACGUACUGUCCAAAUCGUGCCUCACUUGACAGACGCCAUCCAGGAAUGGAUCGAGCGUGUGGCUAGAACCCCCGCCGACGACACGAACGAGGAGCCCGAUGUGUGUGUUAUCGAGCUGGGUGGCACACUUGGGGACAUUGAAAGUGCUCCUUUCGUUGAGGCUCUGCGUCAGCUGCGUCGCCGGGCUGGCAAGGACAACUUUGUCCAGAUCCACGUUUCUCUGGUUCCUGUCAUUCACGACGAAUUGAAGACUAAGCCCACUCAGCAGGCUAUUCGGGACGCUCGCUCAGCUGGUAUGAGCCCGGAUCUCAUUGCAUGCCGUUGCGAGAAGCCCCUUGACAAGGCCACCACCGAUAAGAUCGCUAUGUUCUGCCAGGUUGAGCCAGAGCAGGUGAUUGGUGUGCACAAUGUUAGCUCCACUUACCACGUUCCUCUGCUUCUCGAGCAGCAGGGUUUCCUUGGAGUUCUGGGCGACCUUCUCAACAUGAAGAAGGUAUACAUCUCCGAGGCCCAAUUGACCAAGGGUCAGUCCACUUGGAAACAGUGGAAGACCCUUACAACUGCCCAGGAGCACACCUUCGAGACUGUCAACAUUGCUCUCGUUGGCAAGUACGUCAGUCUCCACGACUCGUACCUGUCUGUCAUCAAGUCGCUGGAGCACGCGGCUAUGGCUUCCCGCCGAAAGCUCAACAUUAUCUGGGUCGAUGCCUCUCACCUUGAACCCGAAUGGGAGGAGACCAACUCCAAGGAAUACCACAAGGCGUGGUAUGAUGUUCACACUGCCAAUGGAAUCUUGGUUCCAGGAGGCUUCGGCACCAGAGGUACCCUCGGAAUGAUGCGCGCUGCCCACCACGCUCGUACCAAGAACAAGCCUUAUCUUGGUAUUUGCCUGGGUAUGCAAAUUGCUGUUAUUGAAUAUGCCCGUAAUGUCUGUGGCCUUGAGGGUGCCAACUCGGUCGAACUUGACGAGCGCACCUCUCACCCGAUCGUGGUCUACAUGCCUGAAAUCGAUCAGGUGAACCUUGGUGGUACUAUGCGUCUUGGCUCUCGCCCUACUCUCUUCCAGGAGAACACUGAAUGGUCCAAGCUCCGCUCCCUCUACGGAUUGGACCGCACUUCUAUCGAUGAGCGUCACCGCCACCGCUAUGAAGUUAAUCCUGAGUACAUUGACCAGCUCCAGAGCGCUGGUCUUCACUUCAUCGGUAAGGAUGAUCAGGGUGAGCGCAUGGAGAUCGUCGAGCUCAAGGACCACCCCUGGUAUGUGGGUGUCCAGUUCCACCCUGAGUAUAUCUCUCGUGUGCUUGCACCCAGCAAGCCAUUCCUCGGAUUCGUCUCCGCUGCGGCCGGUUGCUUCGACCAGGUUCAGGCCUCAACUCAGGCGAAGGAGAUGGAGUUGGCUAACGGGGUCAGCAAGAUUGUCGUCUAA